Cladocopium goreaui is the source of this 1701-nucleotide messenger RNA. The record is from the annotation of a GenBank genome assembly. NCBI's taxonomy places the organism in Eukaryota, Dinophyceae, Suessiales, Symbiodiniaceae.
AUGACCUACCGCUGGCCCUCAAGCGAGACGAUGGCGGCAGAUGAUCAGUUGUGGCUUCGUUCGCCGUGUGCGGAGGAUGCGCCCUAUUUUUUCUUGUGCAAUCGAUCCUUGGGGACCCAGGUCCUGGAGGUGCGUGGCAGAGCCGAGGCUGCGAGUCUCAGGAUGUCAGAGUUUGAUGGCAGUGACCGGCAGAAAUGGAUGGUGGAUGGGGAGUCCCGCCUGACUAGCAAGCUGGACGCCAGCACGUCCUCCAGUUGCUCCAGGGUGAAGUAUUGCAUCGAUGUGAUUGGUGCGCGAGAUGAGAAUGGUGCAUCGGUCUGUGCUUACGCUGCCAACGGUGGAUGGAACCAACGAUGGGACAUGGAAGUGGUCGACAAGGCGUCUUCCAUUGAGUUGGUACGAAUUGUCUCCAAGAUGGCGGGCCAACGGCUCCUAACCGUGGAGAAUGGAGACCAAAUGCGAAAAGACAUGAUCAUGGAGAUCUGCUAUUUGUCGCGCUGGUGCCAUUUAGAGCAGGGUCUGGUGCAGCUGCAGAAGGUGGUCUGGAAUCAUGGGGUGCCAGAGGCCAUCGUAGAGGAACGCUUGGGAAAGCAGCUGGGAAAAGGCACCGGCAGCGACGACAAGGGGAGCGGGAAAGAUGCUGACACCGUGUUGGCGCGCGUGCUGCCAGUGAACAGCCAAACAGGGACUUCGUGGCAUCCAAAGAUUGAGCAUGGCCUGUGCGUCAGUGGAGGUGGCUCCCGCGCCUUCGCCUACAGCAUGGGCGUCUACCGCGCCCUGCAUGAGCUCCAGCUGAUUCCGAGGCUGGACGCCAUCAGCUCGGUGUCAGGUGGUACCUGGUGCUCCUCCAUUUUCAUGUUUGCGAGAAGCUUCAAAGGGAGAUCCAUCAGCACGGAAGAGUUGUUAGGACCCGGCACGAAACCCUCGGAGCUGUCCAUGGAGUUUCUACGGCGUGAUGUGGCUCCAAUUGCCUCUGGCAUCGUUCAUUGCGAUUCGGACAAGAUCAUUGUGGAGCUGCUGGCUAAGUUUAAAGGCCGGGAAUGGGAAGUCUGGUCCCACGUGAUGUCCGCCUGGUUGCUUCGCGACUUCGACGAGCUGAAAAGCUUCGACGCCUACAUGGCAUCCAGUGAAGAGAGUGUCGAGAAGAUCAGGGCCAACAACCCUGAACUGAAAGAGAGCCUCUUCCUGACCCCACGCAGCGACAGACCUGGGACCUUCAUCAUGGUGGGAACUCUUCGGGCGCCCCUGGGGAAGUUGGCUUCACUGGAGAACGUGGUCUUGUUUCAGAUGUCGCCGGACUACACGGGAAACCCCUUCUACCCGGAGGAUCAACAGGUGGUCUACGACGGGCUUCCCAUCUGUCCCUGUGACGCCUGUUGCUACACGUGUAGUCCCCUUUCGCGGACUGUCGGCGGCGGUUUCGUGGAGACUUUCGCCUUCGGCGGCCUUGCCCCUUCCACGCAGGAAGAGGGCCUGACGGAGGUGGGAAAGCCGGAGAAGCCCUUCGCGUUGCCCUACGCGGUGGCAAUCAGCAGUUGGGCUCCAGCCAACUACAUGGAGCUUAGCCGCGUGACUGCGGAUCAUUUGAACCAACGACAGAGGCGGCUUUCCACCCCGUUUGGCACUGGCGACUUUGAUGUCCCAGAAAAGAAACUUGCCUUUGUCAUUUCGGUCUUGUGGUCUUUGAAAAAGACCAAAUAG